UAUUUGGCACAAUACACACGUGGUUUCAUAAGCUCGAAUGUCAUGGCAGGAGUUUCUGAAAAAGAUAGCGAUUGCAAAGAAAAUGCAGCUGCUUCAAAGAGUAAUGAGAGUGAAAACAAUAUAGGAGACUCCGUUUCACAAGAAUCGAAGGGAGACAUUGAGGUUGUGAGAAUGACAUCAGAUGGUACUGAGAAGAAUGGUGGUGACGAAAAGGGGGCGGGGCCAAGCGAUGAGGAGGGUGUGGAAAAAGACAAGGAGCAGGAGGUUGUUCUCAUACAGGACACAGGCUUCAAUGUGAAAAUUGUUUGCCCAGGCGUUGAAGAGUUUGAACUGCCGGUAAGUUCCAUGGAGCUUGUGCAAGAGAUUCAUCAGGUGUUGAUGGACCGGGAGGACACCUGUCAUCGCACCUGCUUCUCCCUCCAGCUUGAGGGACAGACCCUCGACAACUUCGCCGAGCUCAAAACCAUUGAGGGUCUCGCGGAGGGCUCUGUCAUCAAGGUUGUUGAAGAGCCAUACACAAUUCGGGAGGCUCGUAUUCACCUGCGGCACAUUCGUGACCUCCUCAAGUCUGUGGACCCAGCUGAUGCGUACAACGGCAUUGACUGCAACUCUCUGUCUUUCCUCAAUAUCAUUACUGCUGGAGACAUACUUGAGAAGAAGGUGUACAAGCCUGACUCGAUGGACUGUACUCCGCCAGAGUUCAUCAUUCCCGGAGCCAAGGAGAGACCUCUACUGCCCAUGCACCCUAGCGUUGCGGACCUUAAGUCACCCCAGUGUGUUAAGGUGCUCACACUGAGUGGGUGGAACCCCCCACCGGGCAACCGGAAACUCCACGGUGACCUGAUCUACCUGUACGCCGUCACCCUUGAGGACAAGAAGUAUCACAUCACAGCAUCCACACGAGGCUUCUACGUAAACAUGUGUACUGAGGAUGUGUUUAACCCAAGAGCUGCGGCCCAGAAAUGUCUCUCCCACACACUAGUAGAGCUUCUCAACCAGUUAAGUCCUGCCUUCAAGAGGAAUUUCGCCCAGUUAUUGAAGAAGCGUGGCCAGAAGCACCCGUUCGAACGUGUGCCUACACCGUACCAGAUCUACACCUGGAUGGUGCCACAGACUGACCACACAGUCGACUACAUACGUGCAGAGGAUGCCUUUACAACUCGUCUGGGCUACGAAGAACACAUUCCAGGCCAGACGCGUGACUGGAACGAGGAGAUCCAGACGACACGAGAGCUGCCUCACAAAACCCUUCCAGAGAGACUUAUAAGAGAGAGGGCCAUCUUCAAGGUGCACAGUGACUUUGUUGCGGCUGCAUCACGUGGUGCCCAGGCGGUGAUCGACGGCAACGUAAUGGCCAUUAAUCCGGGAGAUGAGGCAAAGAAUCAGAUGUACAUAUGGAACAACAUAUUCUUUAGCCUAGGCUUUGAUGUGCGUGACCAUUAUAAAGAUUUUGGUGGUGACUAUGCAGCUUAUAAUGCCCCUGGCAACGACCUUCAAGGUGUGAGGGCGUACUUUAACACCGAUGUGGAAGGGAUGUAUACACUCGGCACAGUGGUCGUAGACUACCGAGGAUACAGAAUCACCGCACAGUCCAUCAUCCCUGGGAUUCUGGAGAGGGAGCAGGAGCAGUCCGUUGUGUACGGCUCCAUCGACUUUGGAAAAACUGUUGUGUCCAAUGACAAAUACAAGGAACUGUUACAAAAAUCAGCUACUCAGUUGAAGAUCAGACCACACAAAGUAUUGAAUGAGAAAGGAGAAGAGAUCGAGCUGAUUUCCUCUAUAGAAUGCAAGGGCAUUGUGGGUAAUGACCAGCGUCACUAUGUGCUUGACCUUCUCCGGACUACCCCGCCAGACGUCAACUUCUUACCAAUUGAUAAGGAGGAGCUGAGUAAUGAUAUGCGUAACCAUGGUUACCCUCUGUCCCACCGUCACAAACUGUGCUGCCUUAGACAGGAACUUGUGGAAGCAUUUGUUGAGAACCGGUAUGUUGUGUUUGUGCGGACAGCUGCAUACCACUUCCAGCAGAUGCAGCUCAACAAGAAAAAAGCCCAGGAGAAGGGAGAUGUUGAACCAAAAAUAAAGGACCUGGCGAUAGACGAUGUGGUGGUUACUGGAGAGAAGAAGGACUCCAUUGAGACAGACGAGGCCAAAAAGAUUGUGGAGGCCCUCACCGGCAGUGAGAACCAGACAGUUGAGGAGAGCAGUCGUGACAUUGUGAAGAAGGCUGCUCUGGCUGUGGGGUCCCUCAGUGACACUGAGUUCAACAUCACCUUUAACCCUGAUGUCUAUCAGGCCCAUGUGAAACAUGCACAGCCUGAGUCUGCGAUGUUGAGGCGGGAGGAGCAGAUUGUGAAGGAUGCGGCCGAGUUUCUUGUGCUUCACCAGAUCCCCACACUGGUGAAUGACUGCCUGGAUCACUCCUCAUCGCCCAUUGAUGGCGCCACCCUCACCGAGACGAUGCACACACGGGGUAUCAACAUGCGCUACCUCGGGAAAGUCACCGAGACAUUCGCAAAGUACAAAUCUGUGUCCUAUGUUUAUACGAUUUGUAUCUCAGAGCUAAUCACGCGUGCAGCGAAGCACCUGUACAAGACACACAUGCAGGGUGUGGACAGUCGGACUGUUGCCACUGCAAUAUCUCAUUUCCUGAACUGUCUGCUUGGUUCCUUCCCGAAUCCGAGCCCUGGUGUCACUGUCGAUGAGGGUAAGACAAAGAAAAAGAAAAGGAGGAACAAGCAGGGCAUUGCUGUCAACAUAGACAAUGUAGACUGGGUAAAUGAAACGCCUCGGUCACUGUGGCGGAAGAUUGCGGAUGAGGUGGAGGACUAUUUUCACUACACACUUGAAUGUGACUCGAUAGACUCUGCCAUUGAGAAGUACGGAGUCCAGCGUGUGUCGCUGCUGCGUGCCUUCUGUCAACGUGUUGGCAUCCAGAUCCUGCUGCGAGACUACAACCUAGACUGUAGAAACCGCGCUGUCUUUAACGAGGAUGACCUCAUCAAUGUCUUCCCCAUCGUCAAACACAUCCAGCCAAGGGCCAGUGAUGCGUACCACUUCUUCACCAGUGGGCAGGCCAAGAUCCAGCAGGGUUUGAUCAAGGAAGGGUAUGACCUGAUCCAGGAGGCAUUGAACCUGCUCAAUAACGUGUAUGGGGCUAUGCACCCUGAGAUAGCUGCCUGUCUACGGCUCCUCGCCCGCCUCAACUACAUCAUGGGAGACUAUGGAGAGGCUAUGAGUUAUCAGCAGCGGGCAGUUUUGAUGAGUGAGAGAGUCCUUGGCAUUGACCACCCCAACACCAUCACAGAAUAUUCUCACCUAGCACUGUACUGCUUCGCGAACAACCAGGUGUCGAGUGCCCUGCGGCUGAUGUAUCGCACCCGCUACCUCGCCCUUCUCUGUCAUGGCGAGAACCACCCAGAAAUCGGCCUUAUCGAUAGCAACAUUGGUUUGAUCCUGCACGCUGUGGAGGAGUAUGAACGGUCACUCACCUUUCUGGAAAAUGCUCUCAAUAUUUACAACAGGUACUAUGGAGGGAGGAGCCUGAAGGUUGCCAUGAGCUACCACCUGGUGGCGAGAACCCAUUCUUGUCGUGGGGACUUCAGAGCUGCACUCGCUAGUGAAAAGGAGGCAUACACCAUCUACAGACAAACUCUUGGUGAGGAGCAUGAGAGGACGCGGGAAAGUAGUGAGUGUCUAAAGCACUUGACGCAGCAGGCUGUCACCUUCCAGAAGAAGAUGAAUGAGAUUGUCAAGGGCGAAAAGGUCACAUCUCUUGCUCCACUACAGAUUCAGACGCCAUCCAUGCAGAGUGUACUGGAAAUGUUGAAUGUCAUCAACGGCAUUGUCUUUGUUCAAAUCAGUCCAGAAGAGAUUGAGCGGAUACGCCGGGAGGUUGGGAAAAAUCAGGAAGUCAAAAAUAAAGACGCUGAGAGUAAGGACUCUGAUAGCGGAAACGAAUCAAACGACGGACUAAGCUCUCCAGAUAAGGAAACAGCGCCGGUUGUCAACCCUGCAGGAAUGGUGAAUGGAUCUGCCCACCCUGAGGAGAUCCUGGCAAACUGACUGGACACACCUUUGUUAAAGGAUUAUUGUGUCUCAUGCCAAGUACAAAGGUGCUCGAAAACCCAUUAAACAAUGUGUGCUGUGCCAGUGGACCUGGUCUUCUCAUAAGCAUUGUAGCCACACAAAUUGACAAUAGCUGUAUAGCAGAUUUCUUAUUGAAUAAACAUUUGCAUAAUUCUUACAACACAAUAUUAUAAUACAACGUUAUACAUAGCUCUAUGUCAAAUCUAUUGUGUGUUAUGCAAAGCGUGAUUCAUCAGUCUGAAUUUAUCAUUGUUCAUCGACAUGAAUUACUGUUGAAAAAUGAGAGAAGGCCGUGGUUGAGGCGCCGCUGACUGGCUUGAUGUUUAGUUCAGUCAUUUUCUGGUUUCAUGUUAGUUGAGCUGUGAAGUAUUGGACCCCAUGAUACCAUUGGUUAGAUAUCAUUACUUAGGACCAUUCCACACCAAUCAUGUUAGCUGUAAUUGUUUUGUAUGAAGCUUCCACUUGUUUGCAUGCAUUUUUUGCUUGACUUAUGGCAUAGUCAUAUCACUGUAGGAUUAGGCAGUCCCCACACUCUUACAAGACCAAUGGUAGAUACCAAUAACAAUUUUACUUUUAAGGAAAGGUUCAUAUUUGCAUGAAACAUAACCAUCAGGUAUAUGUUUUAUUAUUGUGUGCAGGGUAUAGGAUAUGUAUGAACAUUUACUCAAAUUCUUGCCAUCAUCAAGUGUUUAAGUGCAACAAGUAUUUUUUUCAAGUUGAUUAUCUGAUUACUUUAGAAUAUAGCUGUCAAUGUCAGAGUUGGCUUUUGUUCUGCUAGUGUAAAACUGUUUGCAUGCUCGUGUUACAUGUACAAUAUUAACCAUAUGAUGCCAUUAAAUGUAAAUAUUUCUAGGUCAUGUGUGUUAGUAAAUAGUGAAUAGUUUGAACAAAUUCUGUACAUAGUUGUAGUUUUGUUACCAUGGUUACAUGUGUACUAUCUUAAUAAUUUAAAAUGAGUACUAACAUGAAGUAAAUUAAAGUGAAAUGCAAUUACUGUAACCUGUAGCUACAGUGAUUACCAGUAUAACGUAACUACUGUAACCUGCAGUUUCCCGUAGGUACAGUUGAGUACUCUGUGUAAUGUGUAGAUACAGUGCGUACUGGUAAGCUGUGAGUACUGUAACCUGCAGUGACCUGUAGCUACAGUGAUUACCAGUAUAACGUGACUACUGUAACCUGCAGUUACCCGUAGGUACAGUUGAGUACUCUGUGUAAUGUGUAGAUACAGUGCGUACUGGUAAGCUGUGAGUACUGUAACCUGCAGAAACCUUUAGAUACAGUGCGUACUGGUAAGCUGUGAGAAAUGUUACCUGCAGUGACCUAUAGAUACAGUGCGUACUGGUAAGUUGUGAGUAAUGUAACCCAUAGCUAAAUGUAUAUAGACCCGUGUGCUGUGAUAAAAUUUUACCAUUAUCAGUGAUCAUUCUGCAAUUUCACUUGUUAUUACGUACCAAUAAUAAUAAUAUAAACAAUAGAUAUAGUAUUUCUCAAAGAAAUGCGUUUAAAGUUUGAUAAAUGUAAUUGUAUUGUAUGGUUAUUCAGAAGCUGUAUCUUGUUUCAUAUGAAUUUUGAUGUACAGCAUUUAUCAAGAGUGAAAACAAAUGCAUUUUAUAUGCUUUCUGUUUGUAUCCUUGUGCAUUUUAAGAGUUUGAAUGAAUUGGAUUUUGUACAUGUAUGUGCAGAAUUUAAGCUGCACUGACCUGUAGUUUGUUUGAUUAGAUUGAUGUUCAGUUGUAUCGUUAAUUGACAUAAGGCUUUAUCUAUAUCGAAGGUUGCAAGUCUACAGGGCUACAUCUCCACAUAUUGAUUCUGAAAGUUUGUUAUGUGUGUAUCACGUGUUAUUUUUAUGUCAUUUGUGUACACUCGCAUAUACAAGUACAUGUAUAUGGUGCACGUGGUAAUAUUUGGAUCACUUUGACCUCUUCGUUGAUAUCUUUUGAUAUAAAUCUGGACAUUCUGCACUGAAAAUAAUCGUUAGAAUAUUCUGAUGGUAUUUCAAAGGUUAUACUUAAUUAUAAUGGCAAUACAUUUUUCAGCAGCUCUACAACUGUAUGCAAAUAGAAUAAGCUUACUGAGUCUUGAUGCUUAUGCUCCCUAAAAUCCCAGAUUGCCUUCAGAAUGAAUUAAGUUUGGGAAACAUCUGAAAGACUGUGUUUAUUGGUUCUAGGGAACAUCAAACGUCCGCGAGUAAUGGAUGUAAAAGUAUAACCUGACAACAUCGCUAAAUUUUUAUUGUCAGUCUGAGCUGAACUGAAAAUGGGUGCAAUUGGUUUUACCCCUUACAUGACUGACAGCAACAACAGGCAGAACUACGGACGCGUUGCCACGACUUCAAAUGCAACUCCUCGCUUGUUCAAAAAUGUUGGGUGUGACUGUUACGGUCUACCUCAAUUGCGAUGCUUACCUGAUUGACCAAGCACCUUUCUCUAUGUUUAUUUGAAAACAGUGUAGACCAACAAUAUUAUAGAGCAUUGACUUUAAGACAUAUGACAAACAUGGCAUUUUCGGUGUCGUUAUUUUGGUUGUGAAAGUGAUGCAAUCUUUUUGUGAUGUACAAUGCAUUUGGCAUAAGGAACAAUACAUGUGAACAAGGAUCUCUUGAUGAUAACUAGUGGAAAUAGUUCAGGAUUAAGGCAAACUUCUUUAUAAGUUGCCGUUUUAUUGGUCAUAGUAAUUAGAGCACUGUGUUUAUAAUGUGUAACUGAUACAUGAAGUUGGUGGAUGGAUUGUGAAGAGUGUGGAUUUGUCUAAAUAUAAUACAUUGUGUACAAUUAAAUUUAAAAGUUA
Molecule: messenger RNA, 6873 nt
Organism: Mya arenaria
Lineage: Eukaryota; Metazoa; Mollusca; Bivalvia; Myida; Myidae
Product: clustered mitochondria protein homolog
Exons: 34
Coding region: 43-4062 (1339 amino acids)
Biological process (GO): intracellular distribution of mitochondria
Cellular component (GO): cytoplasm
Molecular function (GO): protein binding; mRNA binding
Source: RefSeq, a predicted model, not a curated record